AUGGAAUCUCCACACUGUUAUAUACCAGAUUGCAGCAGACGGUCAGAUUUUAAAUGCAGCUGCCUAUCCUCUGAAGUUUUUUCAUGCACUCUUCAUUUUGGUAAUCAUAUUUCUUCAACUGACUCUUCUAUAAGCCACCAAUUUAAGAAAUUAUAUGAAAAACCAAAUGAUGAAACUAAAAAAGCAGCCAUAGCACAUUUAAUUCAGAAAAUGACCAAACUUAAAGAAUAUCAAAGAGAAGUUGUGGAAAAAUCUAAUGAAAAAAUGCAAAAAAUUUGUGUAGAAUUGAGAAAAGAGCUAAAUUUUGUAUAUGAGGAAAUUAAAAAGAUUAAAAAAUAUGCAGCUCAAAUAGUUAAUAUAAAAGAUAUCCCAGUAGAAAAUGCUGAGCCUUUGUAUGAGAUUUUGAAAUAUCCAAGCCAAGGUGUUGCUGAAAAAAUUGAAGAAAUUAUCAAUGGGCUACCAAAAGUAGAACAAAUUGAUGAGCCUUUAUUGGAGCCAUUAAAUCAAAGCGGACAAUUAUAUGAAAAUGCCUCUGAAAACAAUUUAUCACAAAAAAUAAAGGCUCAAUUAUGAGAAAUAUCAAAAUUAAGCAACGAAAUUAAAGAAAAAACUAAAAUUAUUUGUGAAAAUGAACAAAUGAUAAAGAAUUUAACUGAAGAGAAUGAGAAAUUGAAAAUUGAUAUUAAAAGUCGUGUUUCCCAUGACGAGCUCUCAGAAGUCGAAGCAAAUCUAAAAGAAAAUAGAAUAAAAGGCCAAUUUGCUAUAGAGUCUUUUAGUAUAGAAGCACUUCAACUCGUUACUCCUGUAGAAGACUCCCAAAGCGUGAUUAUAACAAACCUCUCAAAUUCAGAACGAUUUCAAAUAGAUUUAGAAAUUGAAGAAACUUUAAGUAGCCAAAUAUCUGUGUGUAUGCUUCCUGAUCUAAAAUUAUUUUUCUAUGGAAAUUGCUGGGAGAAAAAAACGUUUAUCUUUAAAAGCCAAAAAGUUUACUCUGGAAUUACAUUUAUUUUCGAUCUUUGUGCUAGCAAGGCAAAUAUACUAGAAAAAGGAUUUGAUUGCUGUGAAGCUGGCUGCAUUUAUUACAGCAACAAAGUGUAUGUUUUUGGAGGAUUUAAUGGCGAAAGUUUAUCACUUGCAAGAAGAUAUAAUCUAGAUCUGAAUAAAUGGUCAGAUUUAAUAGAAAUGCCAGAGCCUUCAACACGGGUAUCAUGUGCUAUGUUUCAGAAAGCAAUUUUAUUGUGUGGAUCUUACCAUACAGUGCUUUAUAGAUACGAAAUAAUAAAUAAAGCUUAUGUGCGCCUAGGAUUGAAUUUAUAUGAAGGGUCGAAUAAAAUUGUAUGUGUAGCAAAUGAAAGAGGAUAUGUAAUUGAGAUGGGAUAUGGGAUAUAUGAAAGUGAGUUUAGGGAUGUAAGAAAAUGGCAUGUUCUUGGAAAAUGCAAUUUAUCAUCGAAUUUCAAGAUAAUUUCUCAUGGAAUUCUUUUUGAGAAAUCAAUUUUUUUCCAUAUGUUUGAUGAUUUUGACCAGGCUUUAAUUGAAUUCAAUCUAGAAAGCAAAAAGCUCGAAAAUCGUGGAAGAAUAGCUAUAUAA
Molecule: messenger RNA, 1587 nt
Organism: Blepharisma stoltei
Lineage: Eukaryota; Ciliophora; Heterotrichea; Heterotrichida; Blepharismidae
Source: the annotation of a GenBank genome assembly